GCGAAAGACUGUUACAGACUGCUGCUCCCUCAGGCUCACUAGUACUGGCGCACGGCUCGCUGUCCACAUAUUCAAACUGAGGAGGGACUUGCUCUACAAAGUGGCAUAAAGACUGAGUCAUACCUCAUGCCCGCCCGCCAGACUCAGCGCAAAGAAACGUCGAGCAGAGCGAGCUAUAAGUUCACGAGUGCAGCAGACAUCAAACGCGCUCUCAGUGCCGCAGAUGAACACGCAAUAGCGGAAGGCCUUACCGCUCUGCGAAACCAGUUAACCAUCAAGCAUGACGAGCCGCCUCUCAGUGUCAGUGACGACCGCCUGCUGCUAGUCAAGACAUGGUUGGAGAGUCACGGGGGUGCAGGGGAUCUGCUCACUAUAUGGGAAGCCACAUCUCCAAGACAAACGGCGGUCCUAGCACCUCUCGUCGGUGUCUUGUCCGCGCUCAUCACACUACUAUCUCCACAUUACCUGUAUCAUACGCUCGCACAACCGAUCAUCAAUAAUCUGUUUCUCCCACAAUGGGCACACCGGCUGAACACCUACCUAGGCGGCUCCCAUAACGAGUUGAUACUGGUCACGCUCAAGUUAUUUCAUGCAUUGUCAAGCUUUGCAAAUGGGCGCGAACGCAAGUCGCUCUUUGAUGUCUUCGCAUGGGAGGCGAAGUCAUUGCCCAAACUCCUUCAAAUGCGGCGGAAAGGGCGUGCGGAGGAAGGCUUCGACAUCUUGGUAAGGCCGGACAUUCGCACGCUCUUCGUGCUCAUCCUUCUGUCCUUCGUGGACACCGAAGCUCAAGCCUCGGUGAAGUCCGCCUUCCUGGAACAGCGCCGGGACAUAUUCUCUUCCCUCUUUCGAGGACUGUGGCAGGACCCGUACUCCGUCAUCCGUCGAGUACUGGAGGUUUGCUGGACCGGGAUAUGGUCUGACUUGAAGGUUAAGAGGACACUGAAGGUGCACGUCUUCAAUGAAACAGUGCUCGCCCAGUCAAUCAGAGUCUACGAACGUGACUCCGCGGAGGACGGCGUCCCCGACCACGUCCCUGCAGACGUCGUGCAUCAUUUCUUGCUUGCUAUAUGCACGCGUCCUGGAGUUGGCAUUUGCUUCAAGGACAGGGGAUGGUACCCACGUGACAACAGCUCCGACGACGGCGUAGGCCUCAACGCUGAAGACGAGGGGGAGGGCACUAGGUUGAAGAAGUUCAGCAAGAUCAACAACAAAAUCCUUGCCAACGUCCUGAAGACCUUGAAAGUCAACGAUGAUCCGCGCCAGCAGGAACUCGCUCUCAAGGUCAUCGCUGCCUGCCCCGAGCUCGUCGCAGGCUAUUGGGCCGCAGCAGCGCUCACUCUCGAGCCGCGACUCUCCUCUAAAUGGAUUGCCAACAUCGCUUUCUUCGGGCAAGUUAUCUCCCUACCAGUCCCCACCUCCUCCUUCCACCUCCUCCCUUCCUCCGGCCCCUCCUCUUCCAACACAUCCCCCACGCCACAAUAUAACCCCGUACCCCCGCCUCUCUUGACCAUCACCGAGAACAUCCUGCCCGCAGUCAACAUGAAGGCGCACCUCUCCCGCGGACUGCAAGUACCCUCCGCGCUCGUGCGCCACUGCAGCGCGCUCGCGCUUGCCAAGUGCCUGAUCAAGUACGACGCAGUCGUGCGCGCGUUCCGAGAGGUCGAACUCGCGCUCGAGGAGGACGCGGACGGGCAGUGGGCGCGGAGGCGCGCGGAGGUCGAGAGGGAGGUGCGGAGGCGCGUGCCGGACUUCCAAGUCGUGCUGGGGUUUGCGCAGAAGUCCGCUGAAGGAGCAAGUGUGCGCACGGGAACUGGUGUAGAUGCGGCAGGCGAUGUGUCUAUGGAACAGACGACGCAUUUGGUGAACCCUGUUCGAGGAGCGCUCCUCGCAGAGAGCGCCCAGAGGUUGCUGUGGUUGUACCAUCGAUGUAUGCCUGCGCUCGUCGCAGAGGCACGCUUUGACGUCGGCAAGCUCUUAUUGAGCUUGCAGAACGUCGUCGAUCGUCCGACAGCAAACUCGUCAUCGCGGACGGACGGUCUCGACGUCCUCCGGCAGCUCCACGUACUGAGGCUGCUCAGCGAAAGCGAUCAAUUCAAUUGGUCGGGCAAGGCUGGCGGAUCUCACAGCAACCUCUACGUCCUCCUCAAGAUGUACGCCGUCACCGGGAGCCCCGCCAUCCGCUCCGCGACCGCAGCAGUCCUCCGGCAGUCCCUCUCUAGCAGCCUUCUCUUUCAGCACGAGCCUGACGAGCUCGUGCUCUGGCUGAGGUCCCUCCCGGCCACAGUCCGCGCACCCGGCGCGCAAGCCCCAGACGGGGCACCGCUCACUGACGAGAGAGAAGCGGUAAUCACGUUCUUGGAUGACUGCGCUCAACUAUGCGGGAAGGGGCCCUAUCGCUACCUCGAGGGACUGCAAACGCUCUGUCGCGAAUAUGAUACCGAGGACGUCGAUAUGGACGGGACAGGCUAUCGCAUGGACGACGAGAGCCUCCCUAGCCCACUACUCAUAACAAUCGCGGAGCAGUUCGCCGCCAAGCUGAAGGGAGAGCACAUCUCUCCGUCAGACGCACUGGCGGUCGUGACGUUCGUGCGGAAGCUGGUGUGUCGGCUGAUGGGCAAGACGUGCCAGCUCGGCUACCUGGCUAGAUACGUUGAGCGGCUGCGCAGAGACGUUUGGCCGUUGUUGGAGUUCGCAGAGUAUCCUUCGAUGACGGUGGCUUGUCGGUGGGAGGCAGAGCACCUAGAGUCGCUAAUCUCGCAGGCCAAUUUCUCAGAGGCAGAGUCAAACACCAAGAGAAAUCCAGCGAUCGAAGUACACCUAGCAAAGGCAGAGUCACAGCCCGCUCUGGAUUCAGAGGCGGAACAAAGGGUUGCAGCAUUCGAGCUGAUCGACUGGUUCCGCUUCGUACAGCGUUCGCUUACUGCAUCCCAAGUGACUAGACUAAGCUCUGCGGUCGAGAAACUCUACAAACCUGCCCUCCGUGCGCUAUUUGAGUACCUCAGGCCAAAACAGCAUUGCGUCUGGGAAUGCCUUGACGUUACCAACCACUUUACAGAACUGCAAGACCAGUCAUCAUUCGAUGUGCUCUUCACUCAUUGUAGAGCCUCGCACUUGAAGGACCCCGCCGUUCGCGAGGUCUUAGCUACAUCUCUAGUCUCGAAGCUUUCCACGCUCCUGGAUGUCACCAGAGGGGUAGUUCUGGUGAACCAUAGGCUUCGUGCGAGUCUGGCCGCGGAGGAAGAGCCCGGAUCCAAGGAUGCACUGUUGUUGUUGGCGCAGGUCGCGAAACAUGCUAAAGGCAAGCUGCACUCUGACGAGUACAAGCAGUUGCUUGGACGCGUCUUCGAUAUGGUAUCCGUGAGGCAACUUUGUGAACAGCCGUUGUCGGUCAUGCUGCGUGAAGGACUGUCGUCUCUGUUGGGGUGUACACCCUCCUCUACGGGUGCGCUAGCCGGAUUCAGUCGCUUGUGGGCUCUCAGGGCAAGUGCGAAGAGCUUGAGCGAUGACGAGAUGGAAACUACACGGUUGUGGAUUCCGUAUGCAGACCCGAGUGAUCUCCUGGCUCUGCUGGACCUAUUCGCCAGCAAUGCUUCCAUGGCCACCGAACGAGCCGCCAUCAUUGAAGAGGCCCUUGGCGCCCUCGCCAGCAACAUGUCUACCGUCCAACCGAAAGCGUCGACCAUUGCUUCCCUACACUCGAUCCUGCCGCAAUCACUGCAGUUAGAACGGAUUCUUGGGACCUUGCUCCAUGACCAACUGCCGCUCUGCUACGACGGCCUGGUUCCCGAUAUGGAUGCUAUGGAUCUGCACGGUGUGAUAUCUGAAUCAAAUAGGCGAUGGUCGAGGUGCAUCGUCCGCCCUGAAUCCUUCGUGUCCAUUGAAGAGGUCCUCAAGUCUCAACACUGGUCAGACGCCACCGCAGAUAUCGUUGUCAGCCUCGUGUAUCGGCAGCCCUCCGCCCGUAGCGCCGUGCUAGAGUGGCUGAACGACGACGUCACCGCCGUGUGCACAACACACCAUCUUGCUCGUGUCUUAUUCGCCCUGGUCGACUGUGGAUUCCUCGUGACCUCUACCGAACACGAUAUCACCCACCUCGUCCAGCACUAUCGCAAAGUUGUGCGUGGUCUCGCUCGCGGCAAGCACACUGAAGACACCGGACGACUGGGCGCGUUGUACCUCAAGACGGCAUGUGCGAUGACCGAGCACUUGGGGUCCAUACGCGGGCAGCUGAUAGCAACACUCCAACGGGAAUGCGAGAAAAUGAACUCGGAUGCAGUGUCUUUCUAUCUCCUCCGAGUGCUAGCAGUCCUGUGCCAAGAGGUGAAGACUGAGGUUACCGAGGUUGCCGAAGAGCUGACGGCCAAAGCACUUCCGUGGGCAGUGCGGCUGCUCGCCAGUGGGGAAGCCAUCACUUCGGCGGAAAUUGAGGCAUUAACAGAUCUAGGCACCAUUGCGUCGGCCGUGCCACCAAAGAGCCAUUUGGUCGAACCUGUUCUCACAGCCGUGGCGCAGCAAUGUCUCGGUAACGUCUCCGCCAUCCACUUCGCGCAGGUUCUGGUCCAGGCUACCCCAUCAUUGAAGCCCUUUUCGAUCAACAAGUUCCUGCAGAGCAUCGUGCAGCACCCUCAGCUUUACGCGUCCUGUGGUCAAGACGCUCUCGUCCGAGAUGCAACCGCAGAACUGCUGCUUGUUCUCUUCCGGCUACACCCUGCAAAUACAUGCCAGUCGACGCACAUCGAGCCUUUGCUCCGGCUGUACACCGGAACACUCUCGGCGUCUGACAGGAAUAUACUAGCCAUUUUCCGCCUCUUCGAGUCCGUUCGCAAAACUUCCUGCUCGACUCUUCUCAGUCGCUGGUCCUCGUCGCCCGCUGGAUCGUCUUCCAGUGCGUUGGAUGCCGUAUUGAGCCUGGAUCCGAGCCGGGUCCUCAAAACGUGUCUUGACUUCCCGCAAUGUCGCCGGAUGUUGGAGGACGUGGAUGACGGGAAAGUAGCAGUCGACGCGAUAUACGACCCGGUCCUCCUUUUCUUGCUCUUGUCGCAGGCUCUGUCGUCAAGUCCUCCAUCAUCGGCUCUCAGCUGGAUACAGUUGUUCAGGACAAAUGUCGUCAGCCUCCUGAUUCGGGCCGUUUCCGCGAAGGAUGAGCAGCUACGAAACGUUGCACUGGCUCAGUUGGCAGCAUUGCACAAAACUCUUCAGGAUGUCGAUAUGCAGGAGCAGCCUCACGUGCUAUAUAUCCUGAACCUACUCAAAGAUGCUCUGUCCGAAGCCCCCAAAGACACCGUCCCGCGCUUACCCUCUUUUACUUCCCUGAUCCUUGGACACGCUCUCCGCGCCGUCUUCUAUCCGUCCAAUUUCAUCUAUCCUCUCUCAGCACGUUUCCUGAUGCAGCGGCCCAAGCUAGACACAACUGACGUGCCCAUGCUGUUUGGCAUGCUCUACAGCUCCUCGGAACAAUGGAAGAAGGAACGAGGCUGGAUCGUCCGGUUCCUGAGCGAUGCGAUGGUCGGGUCCGACGAGUGGAGGAUCAUGCAGAGGCGGCACACAUGGGAUCUGCUAGCGAGCUUGUUUCAGAGCGAAGAGCGGGAUCGUGCAUUGAGACGCGGGAUCCUGGAGGUGCUGGCAAACAUCACCUGCAAUGCCCGCGCUACGACCUCGCUCGUCCUCAAGUCCGCGCUGUUGCCGUGGAUCGAGAUGCAAAUGAGGAGCAUGAUACAGGACGACCCACUAGCAUGGACCAAGAUUUUGGCCAAUAUCGUAUCUGUCGUGGACCCCUCCAAAAUAGAAGCUGCGACAAGUGGUGAAUGGCGCUUGAUCUUAGGUAGAUGCGUCCUUAGCAUCCUGAUCAGCCCUUCGUGCACUGUAUCAGUCUUCCCAUAUCUUACGGACGUACUCCUCCGGGUUGCGCUCCUACCCGGCACACCUGCACUGGAACUCGGUCACCUUCUCGCGCCAUCUUUGGCAUGGCUCGAGAAAAUGGAAGAGUGUAUACACGUCCCUUCAAGCCAACCGCUAUCCCGGGAUCAGGGCCGCCUCUCGUUACCUCCCUAUAGUUCACGCGAGCUAUUCGACCAUGAUCCUCAUGACUCUGUCCUGGCGUGGAGCGAUUGCGUGGAAAAAUUAUGGAGAACGUGCAUGACACAGGAUAUCAAGCGCGCAGACUGGGAUGCCUUGACGCACCGGCUAGUGGUGUGCAAUGCUAUCAAGACUGAGAAGAGUGUCGUAGGAGAAUGGGCGAGGCAGGAAACAGUCCGAAUCCUUGGUUGAGCGUGUUGGGUUUACAUUACAGAUAUAGCAUGCCUACCCAGUACCCAUAAUGUACCCAUAGUUCAGUGCGUACCCCGGAGCACAAUUGCAAAGUGUAGCAGAGAGGGUCAGUAAGAACUGAAGGUACCGAGGCUUCGAAGUAUUGAACGUGA
This is a messenger RNA of Rhodofomes roseus, 6419 nucleotides long. Its product is annotated as ribosome 60S biogenesis N-terminal-domain-containing protein. Lineage: Eukaryota; Fungi; Basidiomycota; Agaricomycetes; Polyporales; Fomitopsidaceae. The record is from RefSeq and is a predicted model, not a curated record. The coding region runs from base 127 to 6267 and encodes 2046 amino acids. Gene Ontology annotation, biological process: maturation of 5.8S rRNA from tricistronic rRNA transcript (SSU-rRNA, 5.8S rRNA, LSU-rRNA); maturation of LSU-rRNA from tricistronic rRNA transcript (SSU-rRNA, 5.8S rRNA, LSU-rRNA). Gene Ontology annotation, cellular component: nucleolus. The transcript is spliced from 16 exons.